CUUGUUUCGGGUCAUCAUGUUUUGUCAUGAGAAGCCGUCAUGUGCCGAAAAGGUGCUACAUCAGCGAUUAUUUGACGCCGUGAUAAAUUAAUCGAUAUUUGCCCUUGUACUUCUCUGUAACCGGUUUAUUGCAAAUGACACUGAUAUAAAACGGGACUUUGAAAACCCCCACCGCUUGCAGUUUAGUGGAAUAACUUUAAUGUUGUUACUUUUUGGCUUUCGGGGCGCAUUUCACUUCUUUAAAGUAGGUCUGCCAGCAGAAUCCUCGGGGAGGCUGGUAUAUUACAAAUAUUUCAUUAUUGUAGCUCUCUACACAGUUUAUUAAUGUUUCAUUAAACGCAUUUCGUGCCGCUGAGUAGCUACUCCGCACAUGACGCGUCAUAUCUGGUCACGUGAGUAUUUUGACAGAGAAUUCAAAUUGAUUUUUCCCGGUUAUUAUUAAUAGUCAGUGCAUCACUUUCUCUUUCACUAUAGACAAUAGAGCACGUGGGCUGACAACUUCUCAGCGUCGGGAUGUCAUGGUUCUGCCUCUCAUACCUUCUCCCACCCCUUUCUACAGGCUGUGGGCAUGUUCCUCGGGGAGUUCAGCUGCCUGGCCGUGUUCUACAUCCUGCUCUGUCAUGACAGACGUGCCCCCGAGCCCAAGAUGAAUGCUGGCCAGCCCUUCAACCCCCUGCUCUUCCUCCCCCCGGCGGUCUGUGACAUGUUGGCCACGUCCAUCAUGUAUGUCGCCCUGAACAUGACCAGCGCCUCCAGCUUCCAGAUGCUGCGUGGCGCCGUGAUCAUUUUCACCGGGCUGCUGUCCGUGGCCUUCCUGAACCGCCGCCUCGUGGCCAGCCAGUGGGCCGGCAUCCUCAUCACCAUCCUGGGUCUGGUGGUGGUGGGCGUGGCGGACUUCGCCAGCGGACAGAGGGACGACACGCACAAGCUCAACGACGUCAUCACGGGCGACCUCCUCAUCAUCAUGGCUCAGAUCAUUGCUGCCGUGCAGAUGGUCCUGGAGGAGAAGUUUGUCUACAAGCACGACGUGCAUCCAUUGCGGGCCGUCGGGACUGAAGGACUAUUUGGCUUCAUCAUCCUCACCAUUCUGCUGAUCCCGAUGUUCUACAUCCCCGUGGGGGACUUCAGCAACAACCCCCGACGCGUCCUGGAAGACGCACUGGACGCCUUCUGCCAGAUCGGCAACCAGCCCAUGAUCGUGCUGGCGUUGCUAGGCAACAUCAUCAGCAUCGCCUUCUUCAACUUUGCUGGCAUCAGCGUGACCAAGGAGAUCAGUGCCACCACGCGCAUGGUGCUGGACAGCCUCCGCACCGUCGUCAUCUGGGUGGUCAGCCUGGCCGUGGGCUGGGAGCAGUUCCAUGGGCUGCAGGUACUGGGCUUCAUCAUCCUUCUGGCUGGUACAGCGCUCUACAAUGGCCUCCAUCGCCCCCUGGUGGCCAAGCUGCCCUGCUGCACCGCAGAGGAGAGCAGCAGCAGCAGCUCUGAGAGAUCGCGGCUCCUAGGUACCGGGGAUAAGGAAGAGAGCUAACCAUCUGUGGGACAGCAUGGUGAACGAGAAGCUGCUUCAAACUGCUGCCUGUCAGCCUGUCUGAAGGGACACCCUCAAUUUUUGUGUCAGGUUUAUGUCCCGGUUUAAUUUACAGGGAUUUAGAGGUAUCACAUACGUUUUUUUUUUUGUCAUGACAGUGUUCUUCUACAUAAGGGAAAAUGGUCUUUUUAAAUACAAAAUCUGCCACCUUGCCAAGUUGCAUGAAAAUAACACUAUUUCAAAACUGCAGUUUGGCAUGGUACUUCUGACAGAGAAAACUCUGACAUGGUAUUUUAACUGAUGCCAGAAAUGUCUUCAUUUUAACAAACUACAUCCAGAUCUGUGCCUUUUACCCCUAGUUACCAUGUUAUUUGUAGGAGAGUGUUUUGCCAUUCUUUAAAAACAGAAAUUUAUAUUUGGUUUGUUGAUCACUGAUAUUUCAGUGGCCGAGGCAUUAAGCAUAUCUUCCAAUUCACAUAUGUGUAUGUCUGUCUUCUAACUUCUUAACAUUUGUGUUUUAAUUGGAACUCCUUGUAAUGGGUAUUGAUGUCAUGAUGACAUCUCCAGGAUCUCUAAAGGUAAAAACAAUCCAGACACAAUAGCCAGAGUAUGAUUCAUGACUUGAGUAUCGUGUCGUGAUGAGAGUUAGUUGGGCCAGUAAUUGUAAGAUUAAGAGGAAUCGUUUUCUUUUUUUUUUAACAAACUGUGUGGCUCUAUGCUUUUAUUAGGACAGAACUGGUUUGUUGACACACACUUAGGGUGACUUUGCAUAUGUUGGCGCGUUGCUCACGAUGGGGGGUGUGGUGCUGGUCGAGAGGUCACAUAAUCAGGGAUCUCCCUUCCUUUAAGCCUUGGUGUGUUAAUGAGCUCCUAGACACUGAACUAACUCAGGCUCCCCGGCCCGCAUUCAGGAUAGUGCAGAGAUGAGCAUUUAGCUGUUGACACUGGGAGUUUGGUUUGGUUCAGUUCUGCAGGGAUGAUGUGGCACUAAACUGAAUCCAGUCAUGCAGUUUAAGGGCACAAUCCCCAGUGACUUCGAUUUAAAAAAAAAAAAAA
Messenger RNA from Paramormyrops kingsleyae, 2584 nucleotides. RefSeq names its product solute carrier family 35 member F6 (gene slc35f6). Gene Ontology annotation, biological process: transmembrane transport. Gene Ontology annotation, molecular function: transmembrane transporter activity. NCBI's taxonomy places the organism in Eukaryota, Metazoa, Chordata, Actinopteri, Osteoglossiformes, Mormyridae. Gene Ontology annotation, cellular component: membrane; intracellular membrane-bounded organelle. The record is from RefSeq and is a predicted model, not a curated record.